GCCCGCAGUAACUUCACAAGGCAGAAAUUGUUACCUGGGAAAUAAAAGGCACCGUGGCGGCGGGAGCUCGGGAGUGGGCACAUGGGGGUGCGGGUGUGCAGGUGCCAAGCGCCAUGGGUUAGGCCCGAGAUCGGAGUCCGGCCGCCCCCCGACAGCAGCCGCCUCCUGCUCCCCGCGCGCCCCGGGCGCCACCAUGUCGGGUGACAAACUCCUGAGCGAACUUGGCUAUAAGCUGGGUCGCACAAUAGGCGAGGGCAGCUACUCUAAGGUUAAGGUGGCCACUUCCAAGAAGUACAAGGGUACGGUGGCCAUCAAGGUGGUGGACCGGCGGCGAGCGCCCCCGGACUUCGUCAACAAGUUCCUGCCUCGAGAGCUGUCCAUCCUGCGGGGCGUACGGCACCCGCAUAUCGUACACGUCUUCGAAUUCAUCGAGGUGUGCAACGGGAAGCUGUACAUCGUGAUGGAGGCGGCCGCCACCGACCUGCUGCAGGCGGUGCAGCGCAACGGGCGAAUUCCUGGAUCACAGGCGCGCGAGCUCUUCGCGCAGAUCGCGGGCGCUGUACGUUACUUGCACGACCACCAUCUGGUGCAUCGCGACCUCAAGUGCGAAAAUGUGCUGCUGAGCCCUGACGAGCGCCGCGUCAAGCUCACCGAUUUCGGCUUCGGUCGUCAGGCUCAUGGCUAUCCAGACCUUAGCACCACCUACUGCGGCUCGGCAGCCUAUGCGUCACCUGAGGUACUACUGGGCAUUCCCUACGACCCCAAGAAAUAUGACGUGUGGAGCUUGGGCGUCGUGCUCUACGUCAUGGUCACCGGGUGCAUGCCCUUCGACGACUCAGACAUCGCGGGCCUGCCCCGGCGCCAGAAGCGCGGCGUGCUCUAUCCCGAGGGCCUCGAGCUCUCCGAGCGCUGCAAGUCCCUGAUUGCCGAGUUGCUACAAUUCAGCCCAUCAGCCAGGCCCUCAGCGGGCCAGGUAGCGCGCAACAGCUGGCUGCGCGCUGGGGACUCCGGCUAGGAGCCGGGGUUCCCGGGGUUCCCGGUGAACCCUGCACUGAGCCAGCGCGAUGCACGCGCGAGAGGCACGCUUCCGGAAACCCGCGAAGCCGCCGCUUGCGAUUGCACACGUGCUCUACCCUUUUCCUUCCCCUGCGCGGCGUGGGCCGCAAUUGCCCGGGUUUGGAAUCUAGUUCCUCCUCCACAAUCCCGAGAGCUGGAGGGCGCAUAUGCAUCCUCAAGUCCCUGCGAAAAGGCCCCGGGAGGGGCCAGACGAGAGGAGACGGAAGCUUUGCGCCUGCGCGGAAUGAGCGUUGGUUACGCGGCAGAUGGUGGCUUAGUGGAGGAGCUGCCGGCGAGCCGACAUGCGUGGAGGGCGUCCCUCCCCAGCCAGCCGCGGAUGCCAGAUUUUCGGUUAGAACCUGCAAUAAACUCGCUCUUCCUCGCAAAGUG
This is a messenger RNA of Ictidomys tridecemlineatus (thirteen-lined ground squirrel), 1446 nucleotides long. It is a transcript of the gene Tssk6, whose product is annotated as testis specific serine kinase 6. The record is from RefSeq and is a predicted model, not a curated record. Gene Ontology annotation, molecular function: tau-protein kinase activity; ATP binding. Gene Ontology annotation, biological process: intracellular signal transduction; protein phosphorylation; microtubule cytoskeleton organization. Gene Ontology annotation, cellular component: cytoplasm. NCBI's taxonomy places the organism in Eukaryota, Metazoa, Chordata, Mammalia, Rodentia, Sciuridae.